UUAUGUGAUGACGGCGCCAUGGUUUGUGGUAGAGAUUUCGAUGCGCAGAUGCAAGUAUUCAUGUGCCAUCAACCCAACUCUUGGGAAUUCGCAAAAGUUGGUGCGAUUGAUGACGAAAUAAACACUUAUGUUGUCUGUCCUUUCGACAAUACGAUAAUAUUUGCAACGAAAAAUAUGUUUUUGCAUCGAUUCGACAGAUCAUCUCAAAGGAUUUUAUCGAAGUGGAAUUCCUAUCAUACUAAACCCAUCUGUUUAUUGGCCUUGAAUAAUUCUGCUACCCGACUUGCAACGGGGUCUACCGAUGGUACCAUUCGUAUUUGGCACAUUGGUGAUCGUGAGGGCUUUGUCGCAAGUUGCAAGUUACACACAUCCAAGAUUACCCUACUUCGUUUUCACCCAGCCAAAGCCCUACUUUUUUCGUGUUCAAUGGGUGAAGUUGACUUGAUUGUCUGGAACACUGAGACAGGAGCAAAGGUAACCACGCUUGUGGGACACCAGGGGAACGUUACAGAUAUCGCUUUCUCACCAUCCGAGGAGCAGUUCGCGACUUGUGGCCAUGAUAAGGUGGUUCUUCUCUGGUCUACAGAAAACAUGCAUCGUACCAAGAUAAUUCCAACGUUCGAGAGCCUUCAAACAUUAGCAUAUCUUCCACCUGGCUCAUUAAGUAACCACCUCCCUUCCAAGGCAAAUAGGGACGCAUCCUUUCUCAUUACUGGUGGGCAGUGGGGAAUUGUGCGCGUCUGGAAUACGAAAACUUCUCAGUGCGUUUUGGAGCUCCGGGGGCCCACUAACCAUUCGUCUGAUUCUGCCGCUCUAAAGAACCUAGAUUUUGGGAUGCACUCCGUAUCACGUCUUACUCUUUUCCAUGUCUCUGCUUUUCCAGAGAAUCCAGAAGUUUUGUUGCUUACCAGACAGAGUAGCCACGUUGAGCUUUACAAUGCAGACACACUCAAGCUAUUCCACGAGGUUAGUUACUGGUGUGUUUUCUUCCCAUCCGAGGUACACAAGUUCAUGUCACCCGUUCUCUUUCAGUUUGUCGGUGAAAUUGGACCAGUGGAUAAGCUGUGUUUGGUGGGCGCUCAAGGCAAUCGGUUGGUCUUGGCGGACGCUUCAGCAAAUCUCAAACUGUUUGUCAGGCCACCCAGUGCGACUUCAUCGAGUGGGUCCUGGGCCUGCCAGUUGGUGCAGAGUCCCCACUUUGGUGUGAUUGGCGACAUGGCAGCCUCCACGUGUGGUCAGUGGCUCCUCACUGGGGGUCACGAUCAGUCGCUUUCCCUUUGGCAGCUCAUCGAACCAGAGGAUUUAAGCGGGCGGCCGAAGCUCUUGUCAAGGUUCUUCGCUAAGAACGCUCAUGAUGCGCACAUUUCGGCAGUCUCAUUUGCACGAGACACCUCUGUGGUGUUUUCGGCAUCGACAGAUGGCAUUCUUAAGACCUGGUCCGUGCACCAACAGCCGAGUGAGGCUAGUGACGACGUGACCUGCACCCUUAAUGAAGGACAAUCAGUUCGAAACGCCCACGACGGUGCUAUUAACUGCAUGCACGUCUCGGUGAAUGGCAAGUUCCUAGCCACCGGCUCUCGGGACAAAACCGCCAAGAUUUGGUCCCUGGAAAGCGUGACCACGGGUGGCGAUAUGCUGCCUCGAUUGGUUGGCUCGCUGGUUGGACACAGUCGUGGUGUUUGGUCGGUUUGUUUUUCCGAUCAUGAGCGAGUGAGUUCGCUGUUCGUUGUGUCUACCCCCUGUGGCGUGUCUAUCAUCGUUCUCCUCACCGCUUCUGGUGACAAGGACUUGCGCUUGUGGAACCUGAAAGACCUGUCGUGCAUCCGAGUGAGUCGCGGGAAAAUUACUUGCUACUUGUCGUUCGACGGUCAUGAGGAACCGGUAUACCAGGCAGUGUUUAUUUCCAAGGGUCGCCAAAUCCUGUCAUGUGAUCAGAGGGGUCUGGUGAGGCUGUGGAACUUGUCUAGCAAGGGCGAAUCAACCCUGGCGGCUGCAUCAAAAGACGCAAGACCACCGAAUGUGCUGGAGGCUCAUGAGGGGCGCAUUUGGACAAUCGCGGUGUGCCCCGAUGAGACAGGCUUCUACACUGGCGGUGAAGAUGCCACCAUUUGCUUCUUCAGGGAUACUAGUGACGAUACCGCCCAAGAUAGGGCUGUGACAAUGGAAGAAUUCACCAAAAUACAUCAGGAGUUUGAUAAUCUUCUGAAGAGUAAACGGUUUUCGGAGGCCCUGCGCCUUGCCGUAAAGCUAGACAAACCGCAGCGAACCUACGAAAUUUUGCAUGAAAUCAGCCUGCUGGAGGGCAUCUCGCCAGGCGAUGGCGCGGGUGUGCACAGGCCGCUGGAAAAGGCCCUCUUCGGUUUGAUACCCGAACCCCCGGAGCCCGGACAGGCGCCGUCCGAAGAGAUGGCUCAGCGUCUGCUCAAGUACGCAGUCAACUGGAACACGCGGGCCCGCACCUGUUUGGUGGCACAGCGCGUCUUCAACUGGAUCAUCUCCAAUUGGGCCCCCGAGCGACUUCUCGCGUGGCCCGGGAUCGCUAACUCCGUCACCGCCUUCAUCCCCUACACCGUUCGGCACUAUCAACGCCUUAACCGCCUCGAGGAACAAAUGGCUGUCUUGGAUUAUCUAUUUGAUGAAUCUCGUUGUAACCAGAUAAUCGAAUGGACUGAAUCCUUAGAAGGGGCCUCCGAUCGAACGCCGAAUGCGACUUUGUCAGGAAAGAGGCCUUCUGGCACUUGCAUGAUGGAGGUCGAUGAAGUGCGGUCUGUAAAUUGCACCCCGGGAGAUGCAGGAGUAUAA
This is a messenger RNA of Mesocestoides corti, 2802 nucleotides long. Lineage: Eukaryota; Metazoa; Platyhelminthes; Cestoda; Cyclophyllidea; Mesocestoididae. The record is from the annotation of a GenBank genome assembly.